This is a messenger RNA of Cuscuta campestris, 3462 nucleotides long. The record is from the annotation of a GenBank genome assembly. Lineage: Eukaryota; Viridiplantae; Streptophyta; Magnoliopsida; Solanales; Convolvulaceae.
CGAUUCUAGAUUUAUUAACACUUGGCCUCAUGAUUCAACUUCCUUCAAUUAUGCUUAUUCAUGAAUCUGAAACUGUUAGUUUAAUACUAUUACAUCUGGAAUAACCCUAAGUGUUGUCCUUACUGAUGUUGAAUAUUGGCUUAACUUGUAUUGUUUCCUCUUGGCCAUAGUUGUGAAUGGCGAGCGCUUUUGGCGCUUAUGGUGCUCUAAACGUUGUGGUGACCAAAAUCUACCUGGGACUGCUCUGGCAUGGCGUUUUACGGGAGGUGCACUAUAGGCGGUCGCCAUACACGCCAUGGUUUAUGGCGAGCACUAUCCACGCCUUGUGACAUGUGAAAUAAAUAAUAAAAAAACUGACCUUGACCUAAUUUUCGUUCGAUACAUCCGAUCUAAAUGGUGCAGCUCCCCAAGAUUGCAACUGCUCCAGAGUCAUUGCAGCGUCGUAGAGUCUCCGAUUCUUCUGGAUUGAUCUUCACAGCUUCACUCCAUCGCAAUUCGCAGGGUCGAGAGACUCCUCAGCCCAGCGCGAGUCGAAGUCAAACCAGGUGACACCCUCUUCUCUCUUUUGCUUGAGGCCCAACUCCAUACUUAGCCCAGCGCUAGUCGAAUUACUUAUCCUUAGCCUAGACUGAUGUACGUAGUCAAACCAGGUUUUGCAUAGGAUCCAGGGUUAAAGGUCCCCAAUUGGCCUUAAGAUGAGGCCUGAAUCCUCUUACAACACUGUCCAAAAUUUGAUCCCAUGUUAGUGAUUGACUCUUUAGUGUCAUAAGAGCUCCCGCUUUUUCAGACUUGUCAACAUCCUCCAGGUUUUCUACUUGCUGGUUUUUGAACCUAGAACAUCUCUGAACCUAGAAUUAUAUCUUCCACAAAAUCCUUGACCAUCUCUGAAUCUAGACCUCAGAGCAACCAAAAAAUCCUCCAAAUUGAUGUUAGCUCUACCCAUCGCAUAACUAUCAAACCAUAAUUUGGCUUUUCCAAUCAUAUUCACAGAAGCUUAAUGUACUUUUUUCUCGUGAGACUAGAGCAAAGCGAACCUGCCCGUAAGUGUUCUUGAGGUAAAAAGCUACGAUCUUAUUUCCCCUCUUGGUGUCCAGGAAGAGCACAUCUAGACAAGAGUCCUCACAAAUGCAUAGGAAAACUUCUCCUCUUGGUGUCGAGGUACUGAACUAUGGAGUUGUCCAUAAUGGAAACUUAUGAUGUGAUAGUCAGGCAAUAUACCCCAGUGGUAGGAUCUUUGUGCCAUUCAUGAGUUUGUCUCCCAAAAAAAUUGGUCAAUGAAACACAAGUUUGCUGCUUGUUUCUUAUGCAGGAUUUAGGAGCCGUGUCAGAUACAUUGAUGUUUUAGAUCCAUCAAUCACGUGCUAUUAUGUUUUUGAGAUUCUAGAUGCAGGACGAGAUGGGCCUUUGUUUAUGGUUUCAUUGGAGCAUUGAAAAAGUGAAGUAUUUAUCCAUGUAUCGGCUGUCAGAUGUUGGGAAUUUGUUAGGAAGAGAGUGAAUCAAGAGAUCAUUAAGCAGCAUAAGUUGGGAACUUGUUUGAUGUUUUAGAUGAAUGAGCUGAAUGAGAAAACCAAAUCGGAAGGAAGAUGAAAUACCAUUCAUUUUCCUCUUUGGUUACGAAUUACAAUCAAGAUAGAAGUGACAACAUGAAAUGAAGAGAUGGAGCUUAGAUGAGUAUUAGAGGAAGAUUUUAGGAUACCUUUGUCUUAAAAACAUGUUUAGCACUAUAUUUUUUAUUUCCAAACUCUACUAUAUAUAAUUAUAUAUAUUAACAUUGUGAACAUUUGACUGUUUGGAAUUGCCGCCAUUAUUACUAGUUGGUGACACUUCAUCCAAACAUAUCAUCAACAAUGGCUUCUGCCACAACAUCCACGGCCAUCUUCAAUCUUUUUUACUUAGUUAUUCUCACUUUUGGAUACUUUUCUUCCAUUUCACUGGCUGAUUCAUCAAGCACCUUCCCUGCAGAAGCCUUACCUACCAAAUCCGGCUACCUCACGGUGAACUCAACCACCGGCUCCGCCAUUUUCUACACCUUCUACGAAGCACAGAACCCGAUCCCCACUCCCGCGCACCCUCCGAUUCUGGUUUGGCUCCAAGGCGGCCCCGGCUGCUCGUCCAUGAUCGGAAACUUCUACGAGCUGGGUCCCUGGCGGGUGUCUUCUUCCGGCGGAAAGCAGAUCUCGAUAGUUUCCAAUCCCGGCGCCUGGAAUCGGAAAUUCGGCCUCCUCUUUCUGGAUAACCCAAUCGGAGUAGGGUUUAGUAUAUCGUCUACUCCGGAAGAGAUCCCCAGGAACCAACGCGAUGUCGCCAGGCAUCUCUUCAUAGCGAUCAGAAAGUUCAUAGCUCUGGAUGCCGAUUCAUUCAAGUCACGUCCGAUCUACGUCACCGGAGAGAGUUAUGCCGGGAAAUAUGUUCCGGCGAUCGGGUAUUACAUCCUGAAAGUGAACGCUCACUUGCGGCAGUCGAGCAGGGUAAAUCUGGCCGGCGUCGCCAUAGGGAAUGGGCUGACUCACCCGGUGGCCCAAGUCGCCACCCAUGCCAUCAAUGCCUAUAACUUGGGGUUAAUCAACGACCACCAAAAAGCCCAAUUGGAGGAACUCCAAGAAGUUGCGAUUAGCCUUACUAAACAGGAGAAUUGGAGUGAGGCCACGAGGGCGAGGACCCUUGUCUUGGACACGUUGCAAAACAUGACCGGACUGGCAACUCUGAUGGACUUCAGGAGGCAAACGCCCUACGAGGACGCGUUGGUGGCGGAUUUCUUGAACAACAAUGAGAUCAAAAGGGUAUUGAAAGCAAAGGAAGCCAUCAAGUUUGAGACUUGCGGUGAUUUGGUGGGCGAGGUUCUGGGGCCGGACGUGAUGAAGAGUGUGAAGUAUAUGGUGGAGUUCUUGGUGAAGAACACCAAGGUGUUGUUGUACCAAGGGCAAUGUGACUUGAAGGACGGCGUGGUGUCGACCGAGGCAUGGAUCAAGACAAUGGAAUGGGAGGGGCUGGGGGAGUUUUUGGCGGCGGAGAGAAGGGUGUGGAUGGCGAACAAUGGGGAGGGGGUGGCUGGGUAUGUGCAGAAGUAUGGGAAUUUGACCCAUGUUGUGGUUUUGGCUGCUGGCCAUUUGGUGCCUGCUGAUCAAUCACUCAAUGCUCAAGCCAUGAUAGAGAAAUGGGUGUUGGAGAACAGGUUAUUCUCACAGUGAAAUGUUUUACUGAAGACAGGCUCCCAUUUGUAUCAGUGCAUUGAGUUUGGUCUAAAAGUAUGACUAGUGUUUUAUAGGACAGGUGUAAAUUUUAUUGCAUGCAGUCUUUGUAUACAUAGUUGAAUAAACCAGCUUCCAAGAGAGUUUUACGCCGGGAAGUUGUCAUCUUACAAUAUUUUUUUUCUUGGCAUUAUAUUUUGAUCCUACGGCCCUACCCUAGCGGCUCCAUAUAUACCAAUGGUACUGUGGAGUGCCGAGACUGAAUGCGGGGUUC